Rhopilema esculentum is the source of this 3185-nucleotide messenger RNA. Its product is annotated as phosphatidylinositol-3,5-bisphosphate 3-phosphatase MTMR4. Gene Ontology annotation, cellular component: membrane; cytoplasm. Lineage: Eukaryota; Metazoa; Cnidaria; Scyphozoa; Rhizostomeae; Rhizostomatidae. Gene Ontology annotation, molecular function: protein phosphatase binding; phosphatidylinositol-3-phosphate phosphatase activity; phosphatidylinositol-3,5-bisphosphate 3-phosphatase activity. Gene Ontology annotation, biological process: regulation of autophagy; phosphatidylinositol dephosphorylation. The record is from RefSeq and is a predicted model, not a curated record.
UACGUCACAACCAGGCGAAGCUCGUUGGGUUAAAGUUUAGGCCAGUGUGAAGAAGUGUUGGGGAAAUGAUACCGUCUGCGCGAAUAAUUUUUGAAACGCCUUUGAUGGAUGCUCUAUAGUUCUUACUGGCAGUUGUUGAAAGUUAUCGAGGAUAUCAAAAAACCAAGCUUCUGAAAGAAUGAAUGGCGUAGCAAAAAGAAACUCCAACCAUGGAAGCAACUCAUCAGUACUUGAAAUGCAAGACAUGGCACUCCAUGUCUAUGGCAAAAGUCUUGUCAGUGAUGAUGAAAAUUGGUAUCUUCCAUUUAAUCCAUUGCCUGGUGAAAUACAUGAGCGCACAUACAGCUCUAAAGAAAACUUCAUUGUUCUGACCAACUACAGAUUAAUUAUCUGCUUGUCUGAUACAUUUCUCAAUAUACCAAUUCGUAAUAUAGAAUAUGUUGAGAUAAGGGACCUGUUGGAGCUGACUGUUUAUACUAAGGAUGGAACUGUUGGAAGGUUGAGUUUUGAUACACCAGAAGCAUCUACGAAGUGGUGGCAAUUUCUAACAACAGCCUCAGCAACCCCAGGAAAAGUUAAUGACCUUUUUGCCUUCAUGUUUCACACCUACUUAAAGAAGUCACAAAGUGGAUCAUUAUCUUUGAAUCAAAAUGGUUUGUUUGAUGCAAGUGUGUUUAUAUCUGAGCUCAAGAGACUUGAAUUUGACACCAGAAGUAUCUGGAGAAUUUCAGAGAUUAAUUCUAAGUUUGAGAUUUGUCCUAGCUACCCCAAAUUUCAUAUUGUUCCUGCAUGGACAAGUGAUAAGGACCUCAUGGAAAGCUCAAAAUUUAGAUCCAUUGGACGUUUUCCAUCUGUGGUGUGGAGGGAUGUAAAAAAUGGAGCAGUAUUGGCAAGAGCUAGUCAGCCUGAAGUUGGGUUGUUUGGAUGGAGAUGCAGUGAAGAUGAAAAGCUCUUAUCAUCAGUUGCUAGGUCUGCGUUGCUAAAUAGCUGGACACAUGUGCCCAUUGAGCCUGGUAAGACAAUGAAGCCAUUGUUAGUUAUUGAUGCAAGGUCAUAUACAGCAGCAUUUGCAAACAGAGCUAAAGGUGGUGGAUUUGAAUACCAGGAAUAUUAUGCUGAUUGUCAAAUUCAGUUUAUGAGUUUGACAAAUAUCCAUGGGAUUCGCAAAAGUUUUCAGAGUUUAAGAACUCUUUGUCAACAAGGACAAGAUCAGACCAACUGGAUGUCAUCAUUAGAGGCAACCAAAUGGCUCCACUAUUUGUCAGUCCUAUUUAGAUCAGCCACAUUGAUUGUUAAUGCCAUCAGAAAUGAAGGACAGUCUGUUUUGGUUCAUUGCUCAGAUGGUUGGGAUAGAACUGCACAACUUGUUUCACUUGCUAAACUCUUAAUGGAUCCAUUUUAUCGAACCAUAAAGGGUUUCCAAACUCUUAUUGAGCGUGAAUGGCUUGACUUUGGACAUAAGUUUGGUGAUCGAUGUGGCCAUUCUAUUGAAAGAGAUGUGAAUGAACGGAGCCCUGUUUUUUUACAAUGGCUUGAUUGUGUACAUCAGCUUGUGAAGCAAUUUCCUACUGCUUUUGAGUUCAAUGAGCACUUAUUGGUUAAGCUGGCAUUACAUACUUACAGCUGUCUAUAUGGGACUUUUCUGUGCAACAAUGCUCGAGAGAGACAAGAGAUUAAAUUGAAACAGAAUACAUCACAGAUUUGGGAACUGUUUAAGGCAUCAAAGAAUGACUACAAAAACUUUCUAUACAUACAUAAGCAGAGAGUUUUGUACCCAAAUUACCAAAUUCGGCAUUUGGUACUUUGGGAAAAGGUUUAUUUACCGAAAACUCCGAAAUUCGCUGAUGUUGUUGAAUACGAAGAGGAUUUGGCCAAUUUGGCCAUGGAGAACAACGAAUCUGGAUACCUACCUGAUGAUCAUGACAUAGGACUUUCAUGUACGAAAGCAGAUGUUGCAGCAGAAAAAAAGGACAUUAACAAAAAUGGUUUUUGUGGAGAGAUGCAUCAAAAUGAUCCUGUAGAUUGCAAUGGGCAUGUAAAUAGUGAGAAAGAUAAUGUCAAAAAUAAGGUCAAAAAAAUAUUCAAUGAUUUGGCAAAUGGUGAUGAUAUUUGUUGUUGUAAAGGAGAUCAAAAUGGUUUUAAUGAUAAAGCGGAAUUGGUUAGUGAAUGUAUUAACUGUAAUGAAAAUGGAUUUUUAGAUAAGGGUAAUGAUUCUAAUGAAGGACUACUAAGUAGCAGUGAAAAGAACAAUUGUACUGAUGGUUGUGGGGAAAGUAGUGAAAUGAAGCAGGAUGAUGUUGGAGAAUGUUGCGAUGAUUCUUUAUACACGAGUACAACAAGCAGUACAAAGACUAUAACUUUUAAUACUGAAGGCGAAACAAUUCUUUCAGAUGAUAAAAAUAAAACAGAAGAGAACUCUAAUUCAGAGCCUACAACACCAAAAAGUGGAAAAUUUAUAGGGCAUCGUAGAACUCACAGUUCUGAUGGCUCACCAGUUAAAAAUGUAAUCAAAACUGUUUCAUAUUCGGAGGGAAUGACCUCUUCAGCAUAUUACUCUCAAGAAAUUCCUGAACAGGUCCCAAUUAAAUCAUUGCAAAAUCCUUCAGAAAAUGUGAAUUUGAUUAGCAAGUUGCUGUCAAUUGAUGGACUAAUUAAAUCAGAGGAUGCAUUGCAACAAAGAUUGCAAGAAAUUAACUUAGAACAUAGUGCAGAAGUGCGAAAAUGGCAUAGAAGAUUUGAAUCAGAAAGAAAAGCAAGGCUGCAUAUGGCUAGUAGAAGAGAAGAUGUACAAUCAACUUCUUCAUCAAGAAAAACCAGUGAAAACUGUGAUGAUGUGGCUGUCCUUUCAGAUUCAGCAAGUGUUGAAACUCAGUCACUGUCCAGUAUUAGCAAUGAAGAAAGCUGGGAGAGAGUCCAGAUGGAAGAAACACUGGCCACACGUUGGGUCCCUGACCACAUAGUGAAUAUUUGCACAGAAUGCAAUCAACAAUUCAAUUUAGUUGUUAGAAAACACCAUUGCAGAAAAUGUGGAAGAAUAUUUUGUGGUGCUUGUGCAAAUCAGUAUAUGCCAUUACCCGAUGAGCAACUGUAUGAACCUGUGAGAGUAUGCAGUCAGUGUUUUGAACAGCAUUACACAGCCUAAAUUUUUAUUGUAGAUCAUAAUUCACUAAAACUGUAGUUGCUAA